Molecule: messenger RNA, 298 nt
Organism: Sphenostylis stenocarpa
Lineage: Eukaryota; Viridiplantae; Streptophyta; Magnoliopsida; Fabales; Fabaceae
Source: the annotation of a GenBank genome assembly
AGGGAAUGGUGAUGUUACAAAGGAGUCUGAGGCACAUAUUACGUUCAAUGGAUGCAAAAAUAGUACAUGUGAACAAUUGUGUCAACAAAAACAUGGACAAGCAUAUUGUACCGUGGAAGGACUUUGUCAUUGGGAUGGUGAUGUUACAAAGGAGUCUGAGGCACAUAUUACGUUCAAUGGGUGCAAAAAUAGUACAUGUGAACAAUUGUGUCAACAAAAACAUGGACAAGCAUAUUGUACCGUGGAAGGACUUUGUCAUUGUAUUUCCCACCCACAUCCUCCUAGUUCCCCAAUUAGG